Messenger RNA from Daucus carota subsp. sativus, 2726 nucleotides. Its product is annotated as DNA gyrase subunit B, chloroplastic/mitochondrial. Gene Ontology annotation, cellular component: chromosome. The transcript has 21 exons. Gene Ontology annotation, biological process: DNA topological change. NCBI's taxonomy places the organism in Eukaryota, Viridiplantae, Streptophyta, Magnoliopsida, Apiales, Apiaceae. Gene Ontology annotation, molecular function: ATP binding; DNA binding; DNA topoisomerase type II (double strand cut, ATP-hydrolyzing) activity. The record is from RefSeq and is a predicted model, not a curated record. The coding region runs from base 134 to 2314 and encodes 726 amino acids.
AGCCCAGUGAAAGAGGGUUUUAGGUGCAUAUCUCCCUCUCGUAUAAAAUUUUCUUAUCUUGUUCUAAUUGAGAAAAAUCAAAUACAACUUCCCGGCACUCAAAUUCAAGUGCUAGUCUCCUCCAUAUGAAUUGAUGGCGCUUCUUCUGAAGCCUAGCUCUCUGUAUACUAGUAUCCUCAGAUCUCGUUUAAUGGCUGUCUCUGCCUCUCGUAUCUUCUCUGUCUGUUCCUCCUUUUCUCCUUCCCCUGUUCUUCUCACUUCCAGGGUGACUUUUCCGCCAAUAGCAGUGUCUGGAAGUGUUUUUGUCCGAAAUGCAGAGACUAGGAGGACUUUUAUGUCAUCCAGAGUUGCAAUGGAUGCAGUUAAGGAAAGUGCUAGCUCAAAGGCUUAUGGUUCUGAGCAGAUUCAGGUUUUAGAAGGUUUAGACCCGGUCAGAAAAAGGCCAGGAAUGUACAUUGGGAGCACUGGGCCUCGUGGUUUGCACCAUCUGGUUUAUGAAAUACUGGAUAAUGCUGUUGAUGAAGCACAAGCGGGAUUUGCUUCAAAGGUAGACGUCAUUUUACGUGCUGAUAAUUCCGUGAGCAUCACAGAUAAUGGACGUGGGAUUCCUAUUGACAUUCAUCCUGUCACAAAGAAGUCUUCUUUAGAGACAGUUUUGACGGUCUUGCAUGCUGGUGGCAAAUUUGGUGGUUCAAGUAGCGGUUACAGUGUUUCUGGUGGAUUGCAUGGUGUUGGCUUAUCUGUUGUCAAUGCAUUGUCUGAGGCACUAGAAGUUACUGUAGCACGUGAUGGAUGGCUAUAUAAACAGACAUAUUCUCGUGGGAAGCCCAUCACAAAUCUAAUAGCCGAUGAGCUUCCAGCCGAUAAAAAAGAUUUAAAAGGGACUACCAUACAUUUUUGGCCGGAUAAAGAAGUAUUUACUGAAAUUCAAUUUGACUACAAUACUAUAGCGGGAAGAAUCAGGGAACUAGCUUUUCUAAACCCGGAGUUGACGAUCACUCUCCUAAAAGAGGAUGUAGAUGUUGAGAAGAACCAACAUCACACAUACUGUUAUGCAGGAGGGUUAGUUGAGUAUGUGAGAUGGCUAAAUACUGAUAAGAAUCCACUUCAUGACAUCCUGGGUUUCAGAAAAGCAGCAGAUGGAAUCUCAAUCGAUGUAGCUCUGCAGUGGUGUUCAGAUGCAUACUCAGAUACAUUGCUGGGAUAUGCUAACAGCAUUAGGACGGUUGAUGGAGGUACCCACAUUGAUGGUGUCAAAGCAUCACUAACAAGAACUUUAAACAAUCUGGGAAAAAAGUCAAAGAUAAUAAAGGAGAAAGAUAUUAGUUUAAGUGGUGAGCAUGUCAGAGAAGGGUUAACAUGUGUGAUCUCAGUCAAAGUCCCAAAUCCAGAAUUUGAAGGACAAACAAAGACAAGGUUGGGAAAUCCGGAAGUGCGGAAGUUGGUCGACCAAUUUAUUCAGGAAUAUCUUACUGAAUACUUGGAGUUGCAUCCAGAUGUACUGGAUUCAAUCCUUUCGAAGUCUCUUAACGCUCUUAAGGCAGCUCUAGCGGCUAAGAGAGCAAGGGAAUUAGUGAGGCAAAAGAGUGUUUUGAGAUCUUCAUCUCUUCCUGGAAAGCUUGCUGAUUGUUCUUCCACAAACCCUGAAGACUCUGAGAUUUUCAUAGUUGAAGGAGAUUCAGCUGGUGGAAGUACAAAGCAAGGCCGUGAUAGGCGCUUUCAGGCUGUUCUUCCUUUAAGAGGUAAGAUUUUAAAUGUUGAAAGAAGAGAUGAGGCAGCAAUGUACAAGAACGAGGAGAUUCAAAAUCUUAUCCUUGGUCUGGGACUUGGAGUGAAGGGGGAGGAUUUUAACAAGGAGGCCCUGCGGUAUCAUAAGAUCAUAAUCUUAACAGAUGCUGACGUUGAUGGAGCUCACAUUCGAACAUUGUUGCUAACCUUCUUUUACAGAUACCAGAGGGCUUUAUUUGAUGGAGGCUACAUUUAUGUUGGUGUUCCACCCCUAUACAAGGUUGAAAGAGGGAAGCAAGCAUUUUAUUGCUACAGUGAAGCGGAACUUGUAAAACUUCAGAGUGAAUUCCCUUCAAAUGCAUCAUACAACAUUCAGAGGUUUAAAGGUUUGGGUGAGAUGAUGCCUUUACAACUAUGGGAAACAACUCUAAAUCCAGAGACAAGACUGCUAAAACAACUGGUGGUUGACGAUGCAGCUGAAGCCAAUGUUGUCUUCUCCUCACUCAUGGGUUCUCGGGUGGAUGUCCGAAAGCAACUUAUAAAGGAUGCUGCAAGUGUGAUGAACUUCAAACAACUAGAUAUAUGAAUGCAGGAUGCAGCUGGAAGCAAAUGUAUACAUUCAUAUGUAGAGGAUGUUCUUUGUACAGGGUAUUGACCAUGAAUGUACCCCCAAUAGAAGCUCUCCAAUGGUAAGCAGAAGGUUUUUGGUUCGACUUGCCUUUACUGCUACCAAGUUGGGCAUUGAUGCCAUUCGGGGAUGGGGUUUAUUUAUUAUGCUCAGUGAUGUUCUUCGCUUAUCACAAAAUUGUUAUAUGAUGGAUUUUCACUUGUCAUCGGGGUGGUUUAGUUGGUGUUACAGGUAGAUUUCAAUUGAUUCCUUAGGGCGGUUUAGUUGGUGAAUGCCACAAUGUUGGUCUGUAUCAAUAGAAAAAACUUGAACGAACUCUAAUAGAUGAAUAGCUUUAUAUAUAACCACCCCUUUCUUCACUUUUUCACAA